CGCGCGCCGCGCCUGCGCAGCGCGGCCGAGCAGGGAGGGCGGGGGCGCCCGGGGCGCGCAGCUAGCCGGCUGAGGGGCUGUGGCGGCCGCGGCGGGCAACAUGGACAACGCCGGGAAGGAGCGUGAGGCGGUGCAGCUGAUGGCGGAGGCCGAGAAGCGAGUCAAGGCCUCCCACUCCUUCCUCCGAGGGCUGUUUGGUGGAAACACAAGAAUAGAAGAGGCAUGUGAAAUGUACACCAGAGCUGCAAAUAUGUUCAAGAUGGCUAAAAAUUGGAGUGCUGCAGGGAACGCAUUUUGUCAGGCAGCCAAGCUCCACAUGCAGCUUCAGAGCAAACAUGACUCUGCAACCAGCUUUGUGGAUGCUGGAAAUGCUUACAAAAAGGCAGACCCGCAAGAGGCUAUCAACUGCUUAAAUGCAGCCAUCGACAUUUACACAGACAUGGGAAGGUUUUCGAUUGCAGCCAAGCACCAUAUCACUAUUGCAGAGAUCUAUGAGACUGAACUUGUGGACAUUGAGAAGGCUAUUGCACAUUAUGAACAAUCUGCUGAUUAUUACAAAGGAGAAGAAUCCAACAGCUCAGCUAACAAGUGUCUGCUGAAGGUGGCAGCAUAUGCCGCCCAGCUUGAGCAGUACCAGAAAGCCAUCGAGAUCUAUGAGCAGGUUGGGGCAAACACAAUGGAUAAUCCUUUGUUGAAGUACAGUGCAAAGGAUUACUUCUUCAAAGCAGCCCUCUGUCACUUCAUAGUGGACGAGUUGAAUGCCAAGCUUGCUCUUGAGAAGUAUGAGGAAAUGUUUCCAGCAUUUACUGAUUCAAGAGAAUGUAAAUUAUUGAAAAAACUUCUAGAGGCUCAUGAAGAACAGAACAGUGAAGCUUAUACUGAAGCAGUGAAGGAAUUUGACUCAAUAUCUCGCUUGGAUCAGUGGCUAACCACCAUGUUGCUUCGUAUCAAAAAGUCCAUCCAAGGGGAUGGAGAAGGAGACGGAGACCUAAAAUGAAAAGUCUCUAUCUUUGUGGCAUGUAGCUAACUCCUCUUUAGUUUUGUCUUAGGGCUAAGUGAUCUUUAUGGGAUGCCCAUUUAAUGGCUUAAUUUUGUUGCAUAUGAGCCAAAUGGCCCGUGUAUUGUUUAAGCUCACUGUGUCUGUGUUGCUGUGGAACGGAUGAAGGGAGGCUUCUGUUUACCUGUGGUUGUGAUGGGCUGUUUUGUGCUUAUCAGAACCCCUAGUGUUUUCUGAGAAUUACUUCAGAAUCUCAUUCCUAUUACUUUGAUAUUUUCAGGGCCCAUGUUUAAUGUUGCCACAUUUUUAUGUUCUUUUCCUUGGACUGGAGUACCCAGCCUAGUUCUAAUAGAUGCUUUCUUUGCAUUUUCUCUAUACGUUGGUAUCUGGAUGUUUUCUUUAAAUGCGUGAGUUUACUUUUAGGACAAUUAGGAAUGAGUUUAUAACUGCAUUAGAAAUCAUUUAUAUUUUUGUUUUCCUGUGAUUAUUUUGAUUGUAUUAGUGACAAGUUUCUUUGCUUUUCAUAUUAUUCUGUAUGCUAACAUGUAUGUGCAUGACAAAAAUUUAUAGCAGCCAAGGUCUGUCGUUAUCACAUUUUGAGGAAAAGCACUUCCUAGUAGCACUUUUUGUGUGUGUGUAUGAAUGUCAAGGUGGAUUCAAUUGACUUACCCUUAAACCCAUACUCACACAUGCACACAAACAAAUCAUAACAUCUAUUAGAAACGAAAUUUUCCCUUUCCCUGGAGACAGUUUCCACUUUUAGUGGGAGUGGAAAGCCCUUUCUUUAUAUUUGCAUAUGAGUGUUUUAAUUGGCACAUCCUGCUAUUUAUUUUCAUGUUCAUACACUUUCCCACAUUGAGCUGGUAUCUUCUGUGCCAUGGUCAUAUAAAUUUUGAUCAGGGCUGGAUAGAUUAAGUCAAGCUUGAGAAUGUAUGUAAUUAAUUUAUUCAUUUAUUGAACUUAAUGAGUUAGGUGGGGGUAAAGUAUGAUACAGGAGUUUACUUUUUGACCAAUUGGGCAAGAACCCUAACUGCUUCUGAGGGUAUUUGAUCUUCCUCUUAGGUUGUGUGUUUGAACUUUGUCCUUGUAUUUCUGUUUACAUAAGUAUGUAUGCUCUCUUGAUUUGUGAAUUUGAUCCUCCCUAUUAUUUUAUAUGCUGAUAUUGUACUUUAGACAUGGUCUUAUUUCCUGAAUUUCCUGUGUGUAUAUUUUAUAGUUAAAUGAUUUUUGACAUGCAUUUAUUAAAAGUAGGAUGCAGUGGCAUGCACCUGUAAU
This is a messenger RNA of Microcebus murinus (gray mouse lemur), 2272 nucleotides long. RefSeq names its product NSF attachment protein beta (gene NAPB). The record is from RefSeq and is a predicted model, not a curated record. Lineage: Eukaryota; Metazoa; Chordata; Mammalia; Primates; Cheirogaleidae. Gene Ontology annotation, molecular function: soluble NSF attachment protein activity; syntaxin binding. Gene Ontology annotation, biological process: SNARE complex disassembly; intracellular protein transport; regulation of synaptic vesicle priming. Gene Ontology annotation, cellular component: synaptobrevin 2-SNAP-25-syntaxin-1a complex; vacuolar membrane; terminal bouton.